This is a messenger RNA of Epinephelus moara (kelp grouper), 3224 nucleotides long. Its product is annotated as taste receptor type 1 member 3. The coding region runs from base 1 to 2574 and encodes 857 amino acids. The record is from RefSeq and is a predicted model, not a curated record. Gene Ontology annotation, cellular component: membrane. NCBI's taxonomy places the organism in Eukaryota, Metazoa, Chordata, Actinopteri, Perciformes, Serranidae. Gene Ontology annotation, biological process: G protein-coupled receptor signaling pathway; sensory perception of umami taste; sensory perception of sweet taste. The transcript has 8 exons. Gene Ontology annotation, molecular function: G protein-coupled receptor activity.
AUGUCUGCACCUGUCACUCUGUUGGUGUUGUGCUGGGCGUUGAGGCUGAGCUGCAGCGCCAGUUCACCCGAGUGGUUCCAACACAUUUCUACCAGUCUCUUCAAUUUGUCUGGGGACGUUGUGCUCGGAGGGCUCUUUCCCAUCAACCUGCUCACCAGCAACCUCAGCCAGAGGAGGGAGCCUGACAACAUCAGCUGUGAGAGUUUAAAUGAGGACGGACUGGGCCUCUCUCUUGUCAUGAAAUUUGCAGUGGAUGAAAUCAACGCAAACCAAGUUCUGCUCCCCGGCAUCAAGUUGGGUUAUCAAAUCUACGACACGUGCAGACAAUCUGCCGUCAUCGUGAAGCCUACCAUGUCUUUCCUCACUGCAAAAUCCAACAAUGCGCUAUCUGUUUUGUGCAACUACACCAACUAUGAGACCAGCAUAUCGGCUGUAAUCGGUCCCUAUAGCUCGGAAAUGGUGUCGGUCAUAGGAAAACUCCUGGGAUUCUUUCUGAUGCCACAGAUUAGCUACGGUGCCACCAGUGACAAAUUCAGUGACAAGCUCCUCUACCCGUCGUUCUUCCGUACGGUGCCCAGUGACAAGUGGCAAGUGGACGUCAUGGCGCUUCUGUUGAGGGAGUUUCACUGGAACUGGGUGGCACUGGUGGGCAGUGAAGAGGAGUACGGACAACGAGGUGUGCAGGAGUUCUCCAAAAAAGCAGAAAACAUGUCCGUCUGCGUGGCCUAUCAGGGGCUGAUUCCAGUGUACACUGACCCUGCACCAGCUAUCAAUACCAUCAUCCAAAACAUCAAAGAUACCAAAGUCGGAGUGGUUGUGGUGUUUUCUCUUGUAGAGCCUGCUGUGAGGUUUUUUAAAGCGGUCAUCAGGGAGAACAUAACGGCUGUGUGGAUUGCCAGCACAAGUUGGGCUAUCAAUAAUCAACUGGUUUCCCUCCCCAAUAUGAAAUCAGUCGGUACAAUCAUUGGAUUCACUGAUGACACAGAGACCCUGGAUCUGCUCCCUGACUACACGCAAGUGCUCUUCACCAAACUGAGUGAGGAGAGGGCAAAUACACCUCCUCCAGCACCAAAGUCCAAAGGCAACCCUGACAAUCCCUGCCCACAGUGUUGGUUCUUGUCAAAGGAUAAUAUCAGCCUGGUAACAGAUGCUGUAGUGGAACGCACAGCUUUCAGUGUGUAUGCUGCCAUCUACAGUUUGGCACAGGCACUGCACAACCUGCUGAGAUGCAAUUCAACUGCCUGUAUGCACGGGCCUGAAACCAAAGUAUAUCCCUGGGAGCUGUUGGAGGCUUUAAAGAAUACGUCUGUAAACAUAAGUGGCAAACAUUUAGAGUUUGACAGUAACGGCAACCCAAACAUCGGAUACAGGAUGAUUGAGUGGGUCUGGAACGGUUCGGAGGUCAACUUCAUAAAUGUUGGAAGCUUUCAUGACCAACAACUGACCAUCAACAAGACCCUCUUCAAAUGGCACACUGACAACUCGCAGGUUCCUGAGUCCAAAUGUUCAGCAGACUGUGACAAAGGCCAGGUCCGCAGAGUCAAAGGCUUCCACUCCUGCUGUUUUGACUGUAUCGACUGUUUGCCAGGCACUUACCAGAAAAACAAGGAGGACAUCCAGUGCACUAAGUGCCCUGACCGUCAAUGGUCUCCAAACCGCAGCACUAAAUGCACUCACCCCACCUUUGUCGUUUUGUCCUGGGACACGUCUGAGGCUCUGAAGAUGACGCUGGGUGGGGUGCUGCUCCUGGUAUGUCAGGUGUCAGUGGGUGCUGUGUUCCUGAGAUACAGAGGGACCCUGUUGGUAGCGGCCUCAGGGGGAGUCCUGAGUUUUGUGGCUCUGCUCAGCCUGAUGGGAGCUUGCCUCAGUCUGGUGCUCUUCUUGGGACAGCCGGGGGACGCGGUGUGUCGUCUGCAGCUACCCCUCACCUCCAUUUUCCAAACAGUGGCCCUCUCCAUCAUCACGUCCAUCUCACUACAGAUAAUCUACGUGACAGAGUUUCCAAAGAAAGCCGCCUCUCACCUCCACAUACUGAGAGGCCCUGGGAGCUGGCUGUUUGUGCUGGUCUGCUGUGCUGUGCAGGCUGGUCUCUGUGGCUGGUUUGUUCAGGAAGGGCUCUCGCUGUCUGAACAUGUGGCACAAAUUAAUAUAGACUUUGUGGUAUCUUUUCUGGCAUGUCCAGUGUCACCCUUGCAUGGAUUUGCUGUAAUACAAGGUUUCAACGGUGCCUUGGCCCUCAUAUCCUUCAUGUGCACCUUCAUGGCAGCAAAGCCUCUUCAUCAGUACAACCUUGCCAGGGACAUCACCUUCUCCACCCUCAUCUACUGUGUGUUCUGGGUGACCUUUAUUCCAAUCUACAUUGGUUUGAAUGAAAAGAACAAGUCUAUUGCCCAUGUUUCUUUCACCCUGGCAAGCAACUUGGGACUGGUGGUGGCCUACUACUUCCCAAAAUGCUACCUGCUGUUGAGAAGACCUGAGCUCAAUACAGCAGACCACUUCUGUACCUUCCUGGAGGGCGUCCCACUAACACAAGCUCAGGAGGAACUAAAGCCACAGACAGGGUCUCAGAAAUAAACCAAAGUGCAGUUUUAUGAAUAAAAUCUCAAAGAAAGAAUCUGCAAGAGUCAAAUAUCUGUAAAAUUUUCAUUUUAUAUUUAUAUUUCAACAAAUAAUGUUUGUGAGUUUCAUAUAAUAAAUUAGCUUAGGCCUACAGUAUAGGCUGCGAAACACUCUGUUAAUUAGGCUUUAAUAAGCUGACCUAUAAUGUACUGUGUAAUCAUCAGGCCCAUACUGUAUCUGCACCUGGAGAACUCCUCAAAUUUCUUGCAGAUUUCUCGCAGAUUUUAGGAAUAUAGACGCUGCUUGAAAAACUCAGAAUACUGUAAAUCUCUCCUCCACUCCCUUGUGCAUGUGUGUGACUAUCUUGUGUUGUAGUCAGUUAGCAUUAAAAUCAAACUUUGUAUUGUACUGAGAGGAAAUGUCAAAAAUAUGAUCAAUGAAAAUAUGAUAAGAUUUACUGUUAAUAAAUUAUUAAUAGAUUGGCAAAUUCAUUUUUGUUCUCUCUACUCCAUAUUGAACCUUCCAUUUUAAUGACCCUGUGUCCCACAUUUUGUUGAUUGACUUUUCCAACAAAUGUUUACAUUUUUCUUGAAGUGUUCGUGAUCACAUACAAUUUCUGAUUCAAAGUUUCUACUAAAAUCUACUAAAGUAAUUAUUUUAGCCUG